AUGCAGAUUAAAUCAACGUCGCCACAUAUUAAUAAUGAUGAUGAUAUUGUCUUGCAAAUCAUGGAAAUAGAAGCACGUGAUAAUGUACAUUUAUGUAUCUUAUUAAGAAAACCGAACGAACAAGAAAUAAAAAAGCAUGUAAUCGAUGCUUAUCGAAACAUAAAGAACCAAUUAGAGCAGACAUUCCACCAAUCGUCGAAUGAAGUUGAACAAACGGAAAAUCAACGUAUUGAAACACAGAAUGUAGCAAUAAGAAAAACAACAGCAUCAACAAAUGCGCAUGUGAACAACGAUCAAGACAUGAAUAACAGUAAGAGUCCUGUAAAAGAAAUACAUCCACACAGACAGAUGGACAAUGAAGGAAUAUUUUAA
Molecule: messenger RNA, 372 nt
Organism: Rotaria socialis
Lineage: Eukaryota; Metazoa; Rotifera; Eurotatoria; Philodinida; Philodinidae
Source: the annotation of a GenBank genome assembly